This is a messenger RNA of Lycium ferocissimum, 1449 nucleotides long. RefSeq names its product ethylene-responsive transcription factor TINY-like. Gene Ontology annotation, biological process: regulation of DNA-templated transcription. The record is from RefSeq and is a predicted model, not a curated record. The transcript has 2 exons. Gene Ontology annotation, molecular function: DNA-binding transcription factor activity; DNA binding. Bases 380 to 1240 code for a protein of 286 amino acids. Lineage: Eukaryota; Viridiplantae; Streptophyta; Magnoliopsida; Solanales; Solanaceae.
AUAAUAUUGGAAACAAGUCUGCGAACACAUUCACACUUGUUUCCAAUAUACGGAGUAGUACAUUACAGCUAUAUUACAACCUAAAAAUAUAUAUUUCAAGAAAAAAACUCUCUCUUGCAGCUCUGUCCCAGCUCUUACUAUAUAUAAACCAGCCUUCACUUACAAAAAAAACCAAUUCUCUCUCUCUGAUCUCUUCUCUUCACUAAAAAAAUAGUACUUCAUCAUUUCUCAACAUCUCUGUAUAAACACACAUCUUUAUAAUUUACAACAACUACACUGCGUAUCAGCGUUUGUUGAAGUUACUACAACUGCCUACAAAACACAGAGCAAAAACAAGUGGAAGAAAACUUCAAGAAAAGGCAUUUUUCAUACAUUAACAAUGUCUUUAGAGCUACCAAAUUAUUCAGAAACUGAAUCUAUGUGCAACUCUUCAUGUUCACCUUCAUCUGUUAUUCUUCAUCAUCCACUUCCACAAAGCAACUCAAAAAAUCGACUCAAAAGAUGUCGUGGAGAUGAACAAGAAGAAAACAACGAUGAUGGCAAUAUAGUAAAUUGCAAGAAAAAUAGUGGCAAAACUAAUAGUAAUGAUGGGAAACAUCCAUCUUACGUUGGCGUUAGAAAACGCGCGUGGGGUAAAUGGGUGUCUGAAAUUCGUGAACCAAAGAAGAAAUCUCGUAUUUGGUUAGGCACUUUCGCCACGCCCGAAAUGGCGGCGCGUGCACACGACGUUGCUGCUAUGUCUAUUAAAGGAAACUCAGCUAUACUUAAUUUCCCACAAUUUGCUGAUUUAUUGCCAAGACCUGUCACGUGCUCCCCACGUGACGUUCAAGCUGCUGCUGUUAAAGCUGCUCAUAUGGAACAUCUCAUCCCAAACUCAUCGGAAUCUUCGCCAGACGUGUCGAUGACGUCAUCAUCGUCGUCGUUGGUUUCGGGCAUUACCUCGUCCCACGGCGACGAGGAGUCGACACUGCAGCCAGAGGAGUUGACGGGGCCGCAGGUUACUGCAGCGCCGCAGCAGGAGGAGCUGAGCGAGAUAGUGGAGCUACCAAGACUCGGUACUAGUUACGACUCAGUUGAGUCAACUCAGGAAGUGCUGAGUUUGUUCGAGUCAGAUGGAUGGUGGGACUAUGGAAAUUGUGAAUAUUUUUUUGGUGAAGAGAAUAAUAUUAGUAGUAUGGGAUUUACAGGAUUAGAAGCUGUGGUAUCAAGCAGUUUUGAGAGUUUUUUAUGGCAACAUUAGAAUAAAAAAUGGUGUGUUCUUUUCUUUUUUGCUAAUCUUAUUUUUAUUUUAAUUAGUUUAUACUUUUGCUUUGAUUUAGGUAUACUAUAGAUCAAAGGGAUGAACUUUAUACGUUUCUUGCAUCUCAAGCAGUACUUUUUGCCAGUUUGCUAUGGCAUUUUACAGCUAUUGAUAUUCUUUAUGAUAUGGUGAAAAAGACUAUUGGAUAA